ACAGCCGAGCCGCGCCGGGCCCCUGGACGGCGUCGCCAAGGAGCUGGGAUCGCACUUGCUGCAGGUUCCACCCAGCGCUUGCUCUGUGCCAGGCGCCAGGGCUGGAGCAGCAGAAAUGAUUGGGCUGCUCUGAGCUCUGAAGCAUUCGGCCGCUGUGUGUGUGCAAGGGGCGCAAGGACGGAGAGACAGCAUCAAUAAUACAAUAUUAACAGGAGCACUUGUCCAGAGCUUACUGCAAGCCACAUUCAGUUCCGGACCUUAUUGACUUCCCCCUCCCAUCUAGAGUGGAUUCUGGUUUUUCAAUUUGUUUUGUUUUGUUUUUUGUUUGUUUGUUUGUUUUUGAGACGGAGUCUCACUCUGUGGCCCAGGCUAGAGUGCAAUGGCGCGAUCUCGGCUCACUCCAACCUCCGCCUCCCGGGUUCAAGCGAUUCUCCCGCUUCAGCCUCCCGAGUAGCCAGGAUUGCAGGCACCCGCCAUCAUGCCUGGCUAAUUUUUGUAGAGACAGGGUUUCACCCAGGCUGGUCUCGAUCUCCUGACCUCCGAUGAUCCGCCCACCUCAGCCUUCCAAAGUGUUGGGAUUACAGGCGUGAGCCAACGCGUCCUGCCUUGAUUCUGUUUUUAACUCCAUUUUUUAGAGGAGGAAAUUGAGGCACAGAGAGGUUAAAUAACAUGUCUAAGGUCACACAGCAAGGGGUGGAGCGGAGUUAGCCCACUGGCCUAGCUCUAGAGCCCACCCGGAUAACCAGAACUUGGUGAGGCCUCCGGGCUCUUGCUUGGUUUGGAGCCAGGUGCUUAGCGCCCCGAGCCCGGGGCCAUUCACCCUGCAGGAGCUGCACGCGCCCCUGACCUCGGCUUUUCCCUGGCAGCAGAGGGGCUUUGCGGGUCGGCCGGGUAGCCCUGAGCACAGCUCGCCACUUCCAGGUGGGCUGUUGGCGCUGGCUGGGGACACAUCCCGAUCUUUCAAAUGCCCUUUACAGAGCCUCAUCAACGACCCGAUUCAUUCCCCCCUCCUGUCAUUUGUCUCUGCCAUCGAAAAAUGCCUACCGAGAGCUGCUCUGCAUUUCCGCCCUCUAUUUUGUGUUUUACUUUAAAAUAAUAAUAAAAAAAAUGUUGGCUGCAGGACGCCAUGACUUAGGUCAGCGAGUCAGCCGCUAGCUCUGCAUUUCCAAAAAGCAGAUCUUUUCACAACUCUCUUGCCCCAAGUGCCCUGGUGUGGUUUAUUUUUUAAAAUGCAUGCCUGCGGAAGAGAAGACCCGGGGAAUAUUCGAAACCCCGAGCUUUUACAACAUAAAGCGCAUGGUGUGGCCGCGGCGAGUAAUGGCGCUCUGGGAGCCCUGCCCAGGCGGCCUCUGCUCGCCCUCCUCCACUUCCAGCUCCGAGCUGGGUGUGUUGCAAGUUUCAUACUCCUACAUAUUAUAAGUGACACUAAUAUCAGGGACAACUAAGUGCUGGGGAACUUCAAUGAAAACCUGGCUGGUAAAGUCAACACCCCCAGACUUCUCUGUGCUACAUUUCUUUAAUUAAUUCCGGAGUGGUGUGUGGACGGGCGUCUUUGCAGUUAUUAUACACGUAAGUGAAUUAGGCCAUUUGAAGCUACGAAGUCAUACCCAACAUUUUCCAUUAAGAAUAUUAUUUUUUUAGCUACUGCUGGCAACUUUUAGAAUUUAAUUAUGAUAAUUUUCCUCUUUUCCUCAUUAUCCCAGAUAUGGCUGGUUGUGAGAUACUUUUUCACUAAAUGUGUCUCUUUAAUGAUUUUGGAAUUAAGCAAGCAUGCCAAAUGCGCCAAGACAUUUAUAACUUUAGAAAUUGCUGUAUAGUAUAUAUUUUUGGAACACCACAGGUUUAGUUGGGAAAAUAUUUUGCAGCUGAGUUAGAAACUUGAAAGUUAGGCUUAUAAUCAAGAUGCUGAUUUUCAACCUUAGCAUCGGGGAAGGUAAUGAUAGUUUAGUUGGCAAAGACUUUUUGCAGCAAACUGUAUUUGAGACAGCAGAAUCCAAGGAUAUCUUUCAAGAUUCACUUAUACUACAUUCUUUUUAGCCCCCUCUCUAGGGGUGGAGGGGGUGGCUUAGAAAAACCAAAGGUAAUCUGGUUUCAAUUACAUGCUGUAAAAAUAGAAUUUGUGGCCAGAAAUUAAUUUGGAAUAUUUUUUAUGGGGGCAACAUUGUGGGUUGUAUGAGUCUUUCACCAACUUUAUUGCUUUUCUUUGGUUCUGGAUCUAAAAUAUGAAUGAGUAAAUAAAAUACAGUUUCCUUUUUCAAAAAUAAUUUAGUCUUUUUAUCCUUGACACAUAAAUAUAAUCAUUACCUUUUUAUUUGUCUUAAUUACCUCUUAUAGUUUUACUUUAUUUUUGAGGGUUAGCCAACUUAGGAAAAAUCAGAAUUUCAUUUGGGUAGUUUUCAUUUUUCAGAAGUUGAUACUUUUCCUCCUUGAAUUUUGCAAAGGUUAUUUGAUCUCUUGCAAAUUCUAAAUAAUUAAUUCUGUAGACAUAGUCUGGUAAAAUAACCAGGUAUUUUGUUUUAUUUUCUGGGCAGUGGUAGUGUUCGGAAUUUAUUAUUCCAACGGUACUUAGAGGUAACUAGAAAAUUGUGGCAAAUAAAGCAUAUGUCCUAGUGGUAUAAAUGACUGCCAAUUAUGACAUAAAAUGGUCUAUAUAGUGGUAGAUUUUCCCCUAAGUACCAUAGAACUCCGGAUUUGUACUAAGUGCUAAAAUAACCCCAAACAAUAAAGCUACUACGUUUAACCUGAGCUUGAUAGGAAUUCUCAAAUGUUUUGCAUGAUUUUUGUGAUGUGGAUGUAUGAUUGUUUCUAAAGUGCUUUAAAAGCAUUUCAGAGCCUGGCCUGGGAACUAAACCCUGGGUGCUGUUUCCUACAGUCCUUUUUAAGACCCUGGGCUUCAUUUUUGCAUUUAGCAAGUAUGUGUUGAUGGUCAUAUUUGAUGCAUCCCUCCAUCCCAGUGACUGUACCAUUGUUAGAUUUAACUCUAAUGUAGAAUGAUCAUCUCUUAUUCUGACACUUUAUCUUUUACAGACUUUGGAUGGAUUUGUUUUUGUGGUAGCAUCUGAUGGCAAAAUCAUGUAUAUAUCCGAGACCGCUUCUGUCCAUUUAGGCUUAUCCCAGGUGGAGCUCACGGGCAACAGUAUUUAUGAAUACAUCCAUCCUUCUGACCACGAUGAGAUGACCGCUGUCCUCACGGCCCACCAGCCGCUGCACCACCACCUGCUCCAAGAGUAUGAGAUAGAGAGGUCGUUCUUUCUUCGAAUGAAAUGUGUCUUGGCGAAAAGGAACGCGGGCCUGACCUGCAGCGGAUACAAGGUCAUCCACUGCAGUGGCUACUUGAAGAUCAGGCAGUAUAUGCUGGACAUGUCCCUGUACGACUCCUGCUACCAGAUUGUGGGGCUGGUGGCCGUGGGCCAGUCGCUGCCACCCAGUGCCAUCACCGAGAUCAAGCUGUACAGUAACAUGUUCAUGUUCAGGGCCAGCCUUGACCUGAAGCUGAUAUUCCUGGAUUCCAGGGUGACCGAGGUGACGGGGUACGAGCCGCAGGACCUGAUCGAGAAGACCCUAUACCAUCACGUGCACGGCUGCGACGUGUUCCACCUCCGCUACGCACACCACCUCCUGUUGGUGAAGGGCCAGGUCACCACCAAGUACUACCGGCUGCUGUCCAAGCGGGGCGGCUGGGUGUGGGUGCAGAGCUACGCCACCGUGGUGCACAACAGCCGCUCGUCCCGGCCCCACUGCAUCGUGAGUGUCAAUUAUGUACUCACGGAGAUUGAAUACAAGGAACUUCAGCUGUCCCUGGAGCAGGUGUCCACUGCCAAGUCCCAGGACUCCUGGAGGACCGCCUUGUCUACCUCACAAGAAACUAGGAAAUUAGUGAAACCCAAAAAUACCAAGAUGAAGACAAAGCUGAGAACAAACCCUUACCCCCCACAGCAAUACAGCUCGUUCCAAAUGGACAAACUGGAAUGCGGCCAGCUCGGAAACUGGAGAGCCAGUCCCCCUGCAAGCGCUGCUGCUCCUCCAGAACUGCAGCCCCACUCAGAAAGCAGUGACCUUCUGUACACGCCAUCCUACAGCCUGCCCUUCUCCUACCAUUACGGACACUUCCCUCUGGACUCUCACGUCUUCAGCAGCAAAAAGCCAAUGUUGCCGGCCAAGUUCGGGCAGCCCCAAGGAUCCCCUUGUGAGGUGGCACGCUUUUUCCUGAGCACACUGCCAGCCAGCGGUGAAUGCCAGUGGCAUUAUGCCAACCCCCUAGUGCCUAGCAGCUCGUCUCCAGCUAAAAAUCCUCCAGAGCCACCGGCGAACACUGCUAGGCACAGCCUGGUGCCAAGCUACGAAGCGCCCGCCGCCGCCGUGCGCAGGUUCGGCGAGGACACCGCGCCCCCGAGCUUCCCGAGCUGCGGCCACUACCGCGAGGAGCCCGCGCUGGGCCCGGCCAAAGCCGCCCGCCAGGCCGCCCGGGACGGGGCGCGGCUGGCGCUGGCCCGCGCGGCACCCGAGUGCUGCGCGCCCCCGACCCCCGAGGCCCCGGGCGCGCCGGCGCAGCUGCCCUUCGUGCUGCUCAACUACCACCGCGUGCUGGCCCGGCGCGGACCGCUGGGGGGCGCCGCACCCGCCGCCUCCGGCCUGGCCUGCGCUCCCGGCGGCCCCGAGGCGGCGACCGGCGCGCUGCGGCUCCGGCACCCGAGCCCCGCCGCCACCUCCCCGCCCGGCGCGCCCCUGCCGCACUACCUGGGCGCCUCGGUCAUCAUCACCAACGGGAGGUGACCCGCUGGCCGCCCGCGCCAGGAGCCUGGACCCGGCCUCCCGGGGCUGCGGCGCCACCGAGCCCGGCAAAUGCGCACGACCUACAUUAAUUUAUGCAGAGACAGCUGUUUGAAUUGGACCCCGCCGCCGACUUGCGGAUUUCCACCGCGGAGGCCCCGCGCGCCGGUGCCGAGGGCCGAGGAGCGCCCGGGUCCGGGCAGGUGACCGCCCGCCUCUGUCCUGCGAGGGCCGGUGCGACCCAGUUGCUGGGGGCUUGGUUUCCUCACCUUGAAAUCGGGCUUCACGCGUCUUGCCUUGUCCCCAACGUUCCACAACAGUCCCGCUGGGGGAUUGAAGCGGUUUCACUCCGCAAAUAUCCUCCACUUUCAGGAGGGAAAACCCACCCUACCACAGUCCGCUCUUCCAAGUGGACGGCAGACCUGGGAGGGGACGCCUGUGUCACGAGCCCUUUUAGAUGCUUAGGUGAAGGCAGAAGUGAUGAUUGUAAGUCCCAUGAAUACACAACUCCACUGUCUUUAAAAGUCAUUCAAGAGUCUCAUUAUUUUUGUUUUUAUUUAACCCUUUCUUCAAUACAAAAAGCCAACAAACCAAGACUAAGGGGGUGACCAUGCAAUUCCAUUUUGUGUCUGUGAACAUAGGUGUGCUUCCCAAAUACAUUAACAAGCUCUUACUUCCCCCUAACCCCUAUGAACUCUUGAUAACACCAAGAGUAGCACCUUCAGAAUAUAUUGAAUAGGCAUUAAAUGCAAAAAUAUAUAUGUAGCCAGACAGUUUAUGAGAAUGACCCUGUCAAGCUUCAUUAUUACGUGGCAAAAUCCCUCUGGCCCACACAGAUCUGUAAUUCACUAGGCUCGUGUUUGCUACAAAUAGUGCUAAUAAAGUUAAAUUGCACGUGCAAUACGGAACACUGUCAAUGGACUGCACCUUGUGAAGGAAAAACAUGCUUAAGGGGGUGUAAUGAAAAUGAUGUAGACAUUUUAAGCAUUUUCUACACAGCGAGAAAACUUCGUAAGAACAUGUUACGUGUGCAACAGGUAAACAGAAAUCCUUUCAUAAAGCACCAGCAGUGUUUAAAAAAUGAGCUUCCAUUAAUUUUUACUUUUUAUGGGUUUUGCUUAAAGAUCUCAACAUGGAAAAAUCCUGUCAUGGCUCUGAACUGCACAAUGCAUUGAACCGCCGUCCUUCAAUUUUCUUCACACUAUCAACACUGCAGCAUUUUGCUGCUUUAUCAAAAUGGUUUAUUUUAGGAAACUUUUUCCACCUUUCUGAAUGGAAAGAGGUUUUCACAAAUGUUUUAAACUCAUCGUUCUAAAAUCAAGUGCACCUACACCAACUGCUCUCAAAAUGUGAACUGACUUUUUUUUUUUUUUUUUUGCCAACCCUGUGUCACUUAGUGAGGACCUGACACAAUCCCUACAGGGUGUCUGUCAGUGGGCCUCAUGGUAAGAGUCACAAUUUGCAAAUUUAGGACCGUGGGUCAUGCAGCGAAGGGGCUGGAUGGUAGGAAGGGAUGUGCCCGCCUCUCCACGCACUCAGCUAUACCUCAUUCACAGCUCCUUGUGAGUGUGUGCACAGGAAAUAAGCCGAGGGUAUUAUUUUUUUAUGUUCAUGAGUCUUGUAAUUAAACCGUGAUUCUUGAAAGGUGUAGGUUUGAUUACUAGGAGAUACCACCGACAUUUUUCAAUAAAGUACUGCAAAAUGCUUUUGUGUCUACCUUGUUAUUAACUUUUGGGGCUGUAUUUAGUAAAAAUAAAUCAAGGCUAUCGGAGCAGUUCAAUAACAAAGGUUACUGUUGAGAAAAAAGACCCUAUCAUAGAUUUACAAG
Molecule: messenger RNA, 6598 nt
Organism: Homo sapiens (human)
Lineage: Eukaryota; Metazoa; Chordata; Mammalia; Primates; Hominidae
Gene: SIM2
Product: SIM bHLH transcription factor 2
Exons: 10
Coding region: 3073-4773 (566 amino acids)
Biological process (GO): system development; regulation of DNA-templated transcription; animal gross anatomical part developmental process
Cellular component (GO): nucleus
Molecular function (GO): DNA-binding transcription factor activity; DNA binding; protein heterodimerization activity
Source: RefSeq, a predicted model, not a curated record